AUGGAUAAAGCAGUCGCAUGCGUUAAGGCUAUUGUUGCUAGGAGAAGCACCAACGAUCCGAUCAUCGGCCGAACUCGUAGCCGCUCGUUUGGCGUAGCGCGCGAUAGCGACGUCAAGAUGAUGGAUCUUAUGCGUGAAAAUGGACUGAAAAUUCUGGAUACGAUCGAAAGUAAAACCGUUCAAGACGAACGAGGCGUGCAGAUUGUGAUACGGCAAUGUAGUUUUGAGCGAGAGAAUUCGAGGGGCGUUAUUGACCGUUACUCACCGAUAGAAGCAGCGAAAUAA
This is a messenger RNA of Necator americanus (New World hookworm), 285 nucleotides long. RefSeq lists its product as uncharacterized. The transcript has a single exon. Bases 1 to 285 code for a protein of 94 amino acids. The record is from RefSeq and is a predicted model, not a curated record. NCBI's taxonomy places the organism in Eukaryota, Metazoa, Nematoda, Chromadorea, Rhabditida, Ancylostomatidae.